CUGUAUGGUUGUUAUUUCUAUGGGCCCUCUUUCCUGUUAUAACAGCACCUCUGCACGUGACUUCACAGUUCCACAGCUGUUCGCACUUGGCUAAACGGGUGGGUUGGUCGAACGGCUGCGAUUGGCUGGAUGUCUGUUCAUCAAAUCUUACUCUACCAACAGGAUUCCAUCGAUGACUGCUUUAGUGAGAAUAAGAAGAUCGUAUAGUAUAGUAUGUCAGAAGGGCGCCGCUCGCUGCCGUCAUGGAUGGCGAAAAAGGAGGGGACAGUGACGGGGAAGGGGCCGCUUAAGAGCAAGAGAAAACAGAAAACUGCGAGGGCUGUUUUCUACUGCAUGAACGAGAAAGAGGUGGUACAAGCAGCUGUCUCAUACCUCACCAACGCUGCUCCCAGCAGGGACGUGGCUCGUCCGAUUAUCCAAGAGACCUGCUCACAGAAUGAGGACAAGGCAAUACACACCACCAGGAUGACUAAGGAAAACCCUACCCCUGCAAAAAAGGUGUCAGGGGCUUUACAGGACGAGCCCUCAGACUGCAGUGAAAUCCAGGACAGUACAUAUGUUUCAGAAACAGACACGGACAUUACAGAGAUGGAAACUGUGCCAUAUACCAGGAGCCUACAGCAUCAGGAACUUGAGGGACAAAGGUCAGGACCAGGUGGUCAGACAAAGACUGAAGAAGAGCAUGCACAGAUGCCAUCAGAUGCAGCUGAGGAGGAUGAUGCUUUACGUGUUGUGCGAGAAAUAUUUUUCACCUAACGAUGAACUGAGAUGAAUGUCAGAAAUAUGUGCACUCAAUUUCCAUGGAACAUUAUCUCUUAAAAGGGAAUUUUCAUCCAAGUUUCGAGUUCCUCUGAAAAUAUCAGUAGCUGUAAUGAUCCUGCACAAAUCCUCCACAAAGCUAAAAAUUGGAGAACUGAAACUAAUUGAUUUUCAUUGUUAUGAAAAGAUAUCAGUAAGCAUCUUUCUCAUACUGAUGGUGAACUAACUGUGGUAAUGUUAGUUUCAGUGGUUAGGUAGUUGCAGCUUUCAGAAAAAACCCUUGGGCCUAUACAACCUAUGAGAAAAUCCCUGAACAUUUCACACUAACUUCCCUCUGGCACACUAAGGUUUUUCUGUAAAGACACAUUUUUUGUUCCAGUGACACUGCUCAAGGUUUUCUCUCGUUUAUGCCACAGAUUAAAGCUUUACAUUAAUUCUGAACUUGAUGAUUAUACAGACCUCUAGUUAAUUUGAAGUUACAGUUUGUUCCUCUUAUACAAAUAAAUGAUGAAGUAGCAGUUUUUGUAAACUGAUUUGCAUUGUGAUUUUUUUCAUUGACAAGCAGUCAAGAUAGCAUGUCAGCACUAACUCUAAUCCUUGACUACCUUUGUACACCCUUUUUAAUCUUUAAAAUGUCUCUCCACACCAGAGGAAGUAGGCCAUGUUAUUUAGGAUUUUUCCUUCACAGUAAGAUUUAUUUAUGCAGUUAGCGUUCACUUUUACAAACCUGUUUGCCUACAAACCAUGAGCUUUGUUACAGCAGGCACAGACAAGUACAGCUGAUUAAACAAAAUAAAGAAAAGCUGAAAAUGGGUCGACCUUUAAA
This is a messenger RNA of Notolabrus celidotus (New Zealand spotty), 1585 nucleotides long. RefSeq lists its product as uncharacterized. The record is from RefSeq and is a predicted model, not a curated record. The transcript has 4 exons. Bases 214 to 756 code for a protein of 180 amino acids. NCBI's taxonomy places the organism in Eukaryota, Metazoa, Chordata, Actinopteri, Labriformes, Labridae.